UGCCAUAAUGGAUCCUCCUUCGGGCUUUGUGAGCUCUUGGUAUCCAACUGUAGUAGCAGCCCCAAGGAGCCUCCUGUCCCCCAAGGGCGAGCAUUUCCGGGCCGCCCAACAGUGCGAUCGCGUCUACAGCCGCUGCCGGCGCCCAGCUAAGAGCCGCCCCUCCCGCUGCGUGGCCGCCAGUCCCCAGUCGCUCCCCAAAAUGCCAGUGGAUUUCACCGGGUACUGGAAGAUGCACAGCAACGAGAAUUUCGAGGAGUACCUCCGGGCGCUGGAUGUCAAUGUGGCCUUGCGCAAAAUCGCCAACUUGCUGAAGCCAGACAAAGAGAUAGAGCAGGAUGGUGACCAUAUGAUCAUCCGCACCCUGAGCACUUUCAGGAACUACAUCAUGAACUUCGAGGUUGGGAAAGAGUUUGAGGAGGAUCUCACGGGCAUAGAUGACCGCAAGUGCAUGACCACGGUGAGCUGGGAUGGUGACAAGCUCCAGUGUGUGCAGAAGGGUGAGAAGGAGGGGCGCGGCUGGACCCAGUGGAUCGAGGGUGACGAGCUGCACCUGGAGAUGAGAGUACAGGGUGUCGUCUGCAAGCAAGUGUUCAAGAAGGUGCACUGAGGCCCAGGCAGAUGACCUUGAUGUGGAGGAACAAGUAACAUAGACCUGGGCCAGUAUCCCCUCUGCACAGCGUGGGGCAGAAAUGUCUAGCCAUGCCCAUCAUCCGUUAGCAGAGUCUCUCUUUGCCUUUGCCUCUUUUCCCUUUUCUUAAAAUGAAGCCGUCCCAAUAAAGGUAAUCUCUGUACAAGACAUCUAUUUUGCAGAAGUUUCACACUCCACUUCGUUCUCCAGUACCUCUGAGGCCAUCUUUUCCUGAUGCCACCACCUGCAGAUUUAAUCCCUAGGUUGCUCGUGGCAUGUCUUUCUGCAGGGGCACAGAUGAGGCUCUGGGGUGCAUAGGUACUGAUAUUCAGUCAUCUAUAUACUACGUACCUUUCACAUUACAUGUCCAAAAGGCCAAAUUGGCACAUUACAGUGCCAAAGUGUAGUGCAUGCCACAGAAUCAGGUGAAGACACCUGCUUCCUGAGACUGGGAGCCGAGAUAAGGAGGUCUGGGCAACAGAGAAUGGCUUCAUAACUGUGCCACACACAAGGAGAUGCUCCACCAUCAUUUGUGAGUGAAAUGGAGUUGGACAGGAUUUUUGGCACAAAGCUAUAAUGAAAUGACCCUUAAUCAAAACCAAUUACCUAUUGGAUUUGAUUUCCAACAUGUCGAAAACACAUUACUUCAUCCCAAGACCAUCAUGACCCCUUCUACAGGCUGAUGUGAAGCCUUUCUCUCCAUUGUUCUAGAUAGAACAAGGAGAGCAGUUUUCUGUUCACACUAAAGUGUAAAUGACUGCUAGCUGUGCCUUGGAAUAAAGAAACAUGGGAAAAUGGAAAACAAUCAGAAAAGGGAAGACUCCCAAGGAAGACCUAAUAAUCGGCCUGGCUGUGUUCUAAUCUUUAAAAGUAGUACCUAGAUAGGAUUCACAGGAGCUGAGUUCAAAUCCCAACUUCACUCACGGAGCAAUAUCACACCCAUCUGGAGCUUGCUUCUCUAGCCAGAAAGACACAAUGAUAACUUGCCUCACCUCCUACACAGGUGCCUAUAUGGUUUAGAUCUAGAAUGCCUCAUGAAAGCCUCAUGUGUUCAAAGGUGGGGCUUUUGGAAAGUGACUGGAUCCUGAAGGUGCUAACCCACUGAUGUUCUCUUGGCUGAAUGUGCCCUUAGAAAGUGGAGCCCAGUCGGAAGAGCUGGACCACUGGGGCUACGACCUGGAAAUGUGUAUCUCUCCUCCCUUCUUAUCUGUCCCCUGGUUGGCAUAAUGUGAGCAGCUUUCCUCUGCUAGACUCUCCCACCAUGGCCUUCCUACCUUGGAGCUGGCUGACCAUGAACUGAAUCCUCUAAAAA
This is a messenger RNA of Fukomys damarensis (Damara mole-rat), 1940 nucleotides long. RefSeq names its product retinol binding protein 1 (gene Rbp1). Gene Ontology annotation, biological process: fatty acid transport; vitamin A metabolic process; retinoic acid biosynthetic process. Gene Ontology annotation, cellular component: cytosol; nucleus. NCBI's taxonomy places the organism in Eukaryota, Metazoa, Chordata, Mammalia, Rodentia, Bathyergidae. The record is from RefSeq and is a predicted model, not a curated record. Gene Ontology annotation, molecular function: fatty acid binding.